Molecule: messenger RNA, 1175 nt
Organism: Humulus lupulus (European hop)
Lineage: Eukaryota; Viridiplantae; Streptophyta; Magnoliopsida; Rosales; Cannabaceae
Product: acetylserotonin O-methyltransferase-like
Exons: 2
Coding region: 5-1123 (372 amino acids)
Biological process (GO): methylation
Molecular function (GO): O-methyltransferase activity; protein dimerization activity; S-adenosylmethionine-dependent methyltransferase activity
Source: RefSeq, a predicted model, not a curated record
UAUCAUGGCUGAAAUACCAGGAGACCAUCGUAAUGAACUAACAUGGAAACUAGAGGAGGAAGAAGAAAAGCGAGCAAGAGUAGAUAUCUAUAAAUAUAUAUUCGGGUUUGUAGAAAUGGCUGUAGUGAAAUGUGCCAUUGAGCUUGGAAUAGCUGACACCAUCGAAAGUCAUGGACACCCCAUGUCUCUCUCGGAGUUAUCAUCAGCCUUAGGCUGUGCUCCUCAUACCCUUCACCGCAUCAUGAGAUUUUUGGUGAAUCGCCUAAUUUUCAAAGAGGUCAGAAACAAUGUCGUUGAGCUUGAAGGUUGUUUGUACUCACAAACAGCCCUCUCACGCCUUCUCGUGAAGUCCGGAGAUAGAAGCAUGGCGUCGUUUGUAUUGUUGGAGAGCAGCAAUCCUAUGCUGGCGCCGUGGCACUGCCUGAGCGCCCGUGUCAAGGCAGAAGUAACUGAAUCUUUGACACCAUUUGAGGCAGCGAAUGGCAAGGAUGUAUGGAGCUAUGCGGCAGCCAAUCCUGGCCACAGCCAGCUCAUCAAUGAAGCAAUGGCCAGCAAUGCGAGAGUUACGGUAGCUGCAAUAUUAGACUGUUGUUUGGACGUGUUUGAUGGUAUCGGUACCAUCGUCGACGUUGGCGGAGGCAAUGGAACCACUAUGCAACUGUUAGUUAAGGGUUGUCCUUGGAUUCAAGGCAUCAACUUUGAUCUUCCCCACGUUGUGUCUGUUGCGCUAAAAUCUGACAGAGUUGUCCAUGUUGGUGGUGACAUGUUUGAUUCUGUUCCUAAAGCUGAUGCUGCUUUUCUCAUGUGGGUUCUCCAUGACUGGGGAGACGAAGAGUGUAUCCAAAUACUCAAGAAGUGUAGGGAAGCUAUUCCGGACAAAGGGAAGGUGAUCAUUGUAGAAUCUGUGCUUGAAAAUAAAAAGCAUGAUGCUACUAUAGAAGAGCUACAGCUAAAAGAUGUGGGUUUGUUUCUUGAUAUGGUGAUGAUGGCUCAUACUAAUAAAGGCAAAGAAAGGACCUUGGAGGAAUGGGCUUACGUUCUUGGCCAAGCAGGUUUCACACGAUACAAAGUCAAAUCUAUUAAUGGUGCCAUCUCCUUUGUUAUCGAGGCUUUUCUGGCCUAACUAAUAAUUCGGCUCUCUUAUAUGUAUUUAUACAUAUUAAGAUAAUUUAGUC